AUGUUGCAAUGCGACAACUAUUUGUUGGUGCGAAAAGAACCCAGGCUGAAACUGGAAAUUUUUACUGCUGUAAAUUUCAGAUUUGACCGGAUUUCGUGGUGCCACCGACGACCGUCGGAUCGACCUCUGAUGAGCAGCAUGAGCGGCCGAUCGCACCGCACGGUGUAUGUGGGCAACCUGCCCGGCGACACGCGCGAGAGCGAAGUGGAGGACCUUUUCGCUAAGUACGGCAAGAUCCUCGAUAUUGAGCUGAAGCUCCCGCCCCGGCCCCCUGGCUUCGCGUUCGUGGAGCGGGAGGAGCGGGAGUGGGAGCGGGAGCGGGAGCGGCAGUGGGAAUGGGAGCGGGAGCGGGAGCGGGAGCGCGGGAGUGGGAAUGGGAGUGGGCGCGGGAGUGGGCGCGGGAGUGGGCGCGGGAGUGGGCGCGGGAGUGGGCGCGGGAGUGGGCGCGGUAGUGGGCGCGGUAGUGGGCGCGGUAGUGGGCGCGGUAGUGGGCGCGGUAGUGGGCGCGGUAGUGGGCGCGGUAGUGGGCGCGGUAGUGGGCGCGGUAGUGGGCGCGGUAGUGGGCGCGCGCGGUAG
Molecule: messenger RNA, 576 nt
Organism: Closterium sp. Yama58-4
Lineage: Eukaryota; Viridiplantae; Streptophyta; Zygnematophyceae; Desmidiales; Closteriaceae
Source: the annotation of a GenBank genome assembly